AGGAGUCAUACCCCAUGGGUUUAUUUGAUAAAUGAGCGCUUCUUGGCAUAGAAGGGAAUUAAAGAAUGAUGGCUUCAUUCCAGCGCUCCAACAGCCAUGACAAAGUAAGGAGAAUAGUUGCAGAGGAGGGUCGUACAGCAAGAAAUCUAAUAGCUUGGAGUGUUCCACUAGAAAGCAAAGAUGAUGAUGGAAAAUCUAAAUUUCAAACUGGUGGAAAACCAAAGAGGACAAUUCAGGGCACUCAUAAAACUACUAAACAGAACACCGCGGUAGAUUGUAAAAUAACAUCUACAACUGGAGAUAAACACUUCGAUAAAAGUCCCACUAAAACAAGGCACCCUCGCAAAAUUGAUCUAAGAGCCAGAUACUGGGCGUUUCUUUUUGACAACCUUCGCCGGGCAGUCGAUGAAAUCUAUGUCACGUGUGAAUCGGAUCAGAGUGUGGUGGAGUGUAAGGAGGUGCUGAUGAUGCUGGAUAAUUAUGUAAGAGAUUUCAAAGCAUUGAUUGACUGGAUUCAACUUCAGGAAAAGCUAGAGAAGACCGAUGCUCAGAGCAGACCGACGUCAUUGGCGUGGGAAGUAAAGAAGAUGUCUCCGGGACGUCAUGUGCUUCCAAGUCCAUCAACAGAUAGAAUAAGUGUAACAUCAAAUGCUCGAAGAAGCUUAAAUUUUGGGGCUUCACCUGGCACAGUGGCUGCUCCCCGUGUGGCUUCUGCAGGUGUUAGUUGGGCUGACAAGGUAAAGGCUCAUCAUUCAGGGACUACUGCUUCUUCAGAUGUAGCUCCUGCGCAGUCUUGCCCACCAGUGACGGUGCAGAAGACUUCCUGCAAAAAUGAACGGAAAGAUGCUGAAGGAUGGGAGACUGUUCAGAGAGGGAGGGCUGUUCGCUCACGAUCAACAGCAGUGAUGCCAAAAGUUUCAACACAAGCACUAAGGUCAAAGGAUGACAGUGAUAAAGAAAAUGUACGUCUUUUACCGGAUGAAAGCGUACAGAAAGGGGAAGCUGGAGACGCACCUUCUAACACCAUAGAAGCUCGGCCCAAAGACUCAGUACAUUCUUGUGACCAUCCUCUUGCUGAAAGAACCCAGUUCACAGCGAAUACACUGGAUGACGUCAAGAACUCUGGCAGUAGUAGUAUCUUACCGGACAGUUCUGUGCGAAGUUCUGAAAUACCUGCUGUGCAAGGGGAUACAGUGUGUGUUUCAAUUAAUCAGCAAGAUGACUCACCUCCUUUGCAUACAAAUGAAGAGAGAUUUUCAGCAGAGAAAGCAAGGAUAGACAGUGAAAUGGACUCUUCAGAUAUUUCAAAUGUGAGUGCUGCUAACUUGUCCAUGGCAGAAGUUCUUGCUAAAAAGGAAGAGCUAGCAGAUCGCCUAGAAAAGGCCAAUGAAGAAGCCAUUGCUAGUGCUAUUGCUGAAGAGGAACAAUUAACUAGAGAAAUCGAAGCUGAAGAAAACAAUGAUAUUAAUAUUGAAACUGACAACGACAGUGAUUUUUCUGCCAGCAUGGGCAGUGGAAAUGUAUUUUUCUGUGGUAUGUCUAUGGACUGGAAUGAUGUCCUUGCGGAUUAUGAAGCUCGUGAAUCUUGGCGCCAAAAUACAUCCUGGGGGGAUAUUGUAGAGGAGGAACCUGCAAGACCUCCAGGACAUGGAAUUCACAUGCAUGAGAAACUUUCCUCCCCAUCUCGCAAAAGAACAAUUGCAGAAUCUAAGAAGAAACAUGAAGAAAAACAGAUGAAAGCACAGCAGCUAAGGGAAAAGUUACGUGAAGAGAAAACAUUAAAGCUUCAGAAAUUGUUAGAAAGGGAAAAAGAUGUCCGGAAGUGGAAGGAAGAAUUGCUAGAUCAACGACGUAGGAUGAUGGAAGAGAAAUUGCUUCAUGCUGAGUUUAAGCGAGAAGUGCAAUUACAAGCCAUUGUUAAAAAAGCACAAGAGGAAGAAGCUAAGGUAAAUGAAAUUGCUUUCAUAAAUACCCUUGAAGCCCAGAAUAAACGCCAUGAUGUCUUAUCGAAGUUGAAGGAAUAUGAGCAGAGGCUUAACGAGUUACAGGAAGAGCGUCAGCGAAGACAGGAGGAAAAGCAAGCGCGUGACGAAGCUGUCCAGGAACGAAAGAGAGCACUCGAGGCCGAACGGCAGGCCCGGGUGGAGGAACUGUUAAUGAAGAGGAGAGAACAAGAAGCGCGGAUUGAACAACAGAGGCAAGAGAAGGAGAAGGCCCGUGAGGACGCCGCCAGGGAAAGAGCGAGAGACAGGGAAGAACGACUGGCGGCUCUCACGGCUGCUCAGCAGGAGGCCAUGGAGGAGCUGCAGAAGAAAAUACAGCUCAAGCAUGAUGAAAGCAUUAGAAGGCACAUGGAACAGAUUGAACAAAGAAAAGAAAAAGCUGCUGAGUUGAGCAGUGGACGACAUGCAAAUACUGACUAUGCUCCCAAACUGACCCCUUAUGAGAGAAAGAAGCAGUGUUCUCUGUGCAAUGUCCUGAUCUCUUCGGAGGUGUAUCUGUUCAGCCACAUUAAGGGAAGGAAGCACCAGCAAGCCGUGCGAGAGAGCAGCAGCAUCCAAGGGAGAGAGCUCUCGGAUGAGGAAGUGGAGCAUCUUUCCUUAAAGAAGUACAUUAUUGACAUUGUGGUCGAAAGUACAGCUCCACCAGAGCCUUUGAAAGAUGGAGAAGAGCGGCAAAAAAAUAAAAAAAAGGCCAAAAAGAUAAAAGCCCGAAUGAACUCCAGGGCCAAGGAAUAUGAAAGUUUAAUGGAAACAAAGAAUUCUGGCUCUGACUCACCUUAUAAAGCAAAGCUUCAGCGCCUGGCCAAAGACCUUCUAAAACAGCUGCAAGUCCAAGACAGUGGGUCGUGGGCAAACAAUAAGGUUUCCGCGUUGGAUCGGACCCUGGGAGAGAUCGCGAGGAUCCUGGAGAAGGAGAAUGUGGCCGAUCAGAUUGCAUUUCAAGCUGCCGGCGGAUUAACAGCCCUUGAACACAUUCUUCAAGGAGUGGUCCCAGCCGCGAACGUGAACACAGUUUCACGAAUUCCUCCCAAGUCUCUCUGCAACGCAAUCAACGUUUACAGCCUCACCUGCAGCAACUGCCCGGAAAACUGCGCCGACGUUCUGUUUAGUAACAAGAUUACCUUCCUGAUGGACCUCCUGACACACCAGCUGACGGUUUAUGUUCCAGAUGAGAAUAAUGCUAUUUUGGGGAGAAAUACAAAUAAGCAAGUUUUUGAAGGUUUGACAGCUGGACUUCUCAAAGUCAGUUCUAUGGUCUUUGGCUGCCUGAUUGCCAGUCGACCGGAUGGAAACAGCCGGCCAGCUACACCAAAGACAUCGACGGAGGAAACGAAAAACAGACCCUCACCAGGUGAUGCCUUUAACAGUCGCGUUCAGGACCUCAUCAGCUACGUGGUGAGCAUCGGCCUGAUCCACAAGCUGUGCGGCUGCUUCCUGUCCGUGCAGGGCCCGGUGGACGAGAACCCCAGGCUGGCCUCGCUUCUGCAGCACGCGGCCGGCCUCUUGCAGGGCGCCUGCACGCUGUGCUGGGCUCUCACCGGAAGGCCGUACAGCAUAUUCGACAGCAAUCGCCAGGACCUCACGGGACUGACAGCGGCUCUUCAGGCCACAGACCUCGCGGGGGUGCUGCACAUGCUCUACGGCGUCCUGUUCCACGGCGCCGUCGCGGACCCCGGCACCGCCAGCCCCAAGGAGAGCUACUCUCAGAGCACGGUCCAGGUGGCCAUUCAGAGUCUGCGUUUCUUCAACAGCUUUGCAGCCCUGGACCUGCCCGCUUUUCAGUCCAUCGUAGGGGCGGAGGGCUUGUCCCUCGCGUUCCGGCACAUCGCCAGCUCCCUCCUGGGCCACUGCAGCCACGUCUCCUGUGAAAGCCUGCUUCACGAGGUCAUCGUCUGUGUGGGCUACUUCACUGUCAACCACCCGGAUAACCAGGUCAUCGUGCAGUCCGGCCGCCACCCCACGGUGCUGCAGAAGCUGUGCCAGCUGCCCUUCCCGUACUUCAGCGACCCUCGGCUGGUCAAAGUGCUCUUCCCGUCGCUCAUCGCCGCUUGUUACAACAACGGCCAGAACAAGAUCAUCCUGGAGCAGGAGAUGAGCUGCGUCCUGCUGGCCUCCUUCAUCCAGGACUUUGCACAGAAUCACGGUCAGGCAGCCAACCAGUCGUACCAGCCCAGAGGAAAAUGCCUUGGAUCCCAAGACUAUCUUGAGCUGGCUAACAGAUUUCCUCAGCAGGCCUGGGAGGAAGCUCGACAGUUUUUCUUAAAAAAAUAAAAAUAAAAAAUGUUUUGGUUGGUUCUAUAUUUGAGCACCCUCAUUAGUAAUUUAAAUUGUUCAAACAAACGUUCUAACUGUUCCUUAAGAAACUCUUUUUCACAUGUUUAUACCCCCCCCCCGUAUGUAGAUAUGGUAUAUACUUUGAACUAUUUAUAAUGGCUGUAGAUACGUCAUGUUCUACUUGCUAACUCUGUAAGUUGAGUUUAUUUCAUUUAUGCACAAUAGUUUGCAUUUUGGUAACUUCCAUCUUAUAUCCUUUGCAUUUGUAAUAUGGGUGAAAUUAGGCACAAAAUUAGCAAGUCUGUUUACUUCUUGUAAUAAAAUAACUUAUUCUGUUUGUCAUGGUGACUUUUCUUAAGAGAAUUCAAAUGCUCACUCCGGCUCUUGCAGUAUCUUAGUCAAGACUCGCAGUUAACCCGCUGGACCGCCCUCUCUCGGGCCUGGAGUGCAUUCUAGUGACGCGCACGAUCCGGCCACGGGGGUGAAUGAGCGCGUGGCUCACCCGCCCCCCAGCUUCCCUCGGACGGAGCACAGCCUCCGGGAUGCGAACCGAAUUGCUCUCCGGAGUGAAGUCCAGAUCCGGGAAGAUCCGCUUCUGAAAGACGUGACCGGCGGCGCCGAGCACAGGGAACGUGGGCGCUGACCUGGCCGCCGUCCGGCCCCGCACCUGAGGCCGCGCGCGGAGCCAUCGCUUCUGUCGGAUGAGGAUCAGCGUGACCAGCAACAAGGCUCCGGUCGGAAAAUGGUUCCGAAUAUGGAUCAGAUCCAAGAUCCAAGACUCGGGUGGGGGGCUGAGCAGGAGAAGUUUCUUCGCUUUUUUAAGAGCAAACGCAGCUACUGAGUCCCUAGGCCGCCGCAGCGCAUGGUUUUUACUGUUUUACAGAGAAAAGGUGGAGCUCCCGCUUCCAAACGAGCCAAAAGGCGACCCAGCCCCGUGCGCACGUCCGCGGGCACCGAGCGAGCGCGGAGAAGUCGCUUUUCACUUGCAAAUGCUCGUCUGGUCGGAAGUUUGCCGAAAGCCACAGUAACGGAGGCAGCGUGAUCACCCUCCCGGGAGCCGUCCACACCCCCCUGCCCGGCCGCCUGGGCGGGUCGGAGCCACCGGGACCUUCCCGGACGGUGCUCCCCUCUCCCCCGGGCGCUGGGACCCGGACCGGCCUCCCGCUGAGCCUGGGCCCAUCUCACCUCCCCGCCGCCCUCCCCUCCCAGGCGGCUGCAGACCCUCGGACCUCGGUGACCUGGGAAGGGGUCAUCCCCACCCCCGGCCUCCACUCCCCUCUCCCGGCUCCCUCCCCCCAACACGGGCCUCCUGUCUUCCUACCGAACUGACCCCCCCCCCCAACCCCUCAUUCCCGACCUGCCUGACCAGCAGGUGCCUCGCCAGGCCGCGCUCCCCUGGUGCCCUGGCCUUUCUGCCAGGAAUGCUGAGGCCCCAACUUGCCUUUUAAGGUGGGGCACCCCCCCACCCCAGUCCUCAUGCCCCUUCCUCUCCCAUCGCCCGCCUCACUCCAGAGGCCGCCUCUCCAAGCACAGCCUCUAUCAACAAGGUGCUGGUCUAAUUGCUUGCACGGUCCUCAUUACCGCGCGGAAUCCCUGUAUCUGGAACAAAGUUUACCUUUACAUCAAUCAGACCCGCGUCUAAAAGCCUCUAAUCUUCCUCGCAUCAGCUUAAUAAACUCUGAAUUUCCUGCUUUUA
Molecule: messenger RNA, 5973 nt
Organism: Myotis lucifugus (little brown bat)
Lineage: Eukaryota; Metazoa; Chordata; Mammalia; Chiroptera; Vespertilionidae
Gene: SCAPER
Product: S-phase cyclin A associated protein in the ER
Exons: 31
Coding region: 66-4274 (1402 amino acids)
Molecular function (GO): zinc ion binding; nucleic acid binding
Source: RefSeq, a predicted model, not a curated record